Messenger RNA from Penicillium macrosclerotiorum, 1290 nucleotides. RefSeq lists its product as uncharacterized. The transcript has a single exon. The coding region runs from base 1 to 1290 and encodes 429 amino acids. NCBI's taxonomy places the organism in Eukaryota, Fungi, Ascomycota, Eurotiomycetes, Eurotiales, Aspergillaceae. The record is from RefSeq and is a predicted model, not a curated record.
AUGAACUGGACGGGAGGCCAAUUGCAACGACAUGCCACUCAUCAGGGUCUCCUCUCUAAGACCCAACGGCAGCAUUUUGCACGCUCUCGUCAGCUGGCUGGCAAUAAAAGCCUUCGCCAACCCUCGUCGUUGCAUGCAGGACCUGAUUCAAACGGUCCCGGUGAUGACUCGAUGACCAGAAAUGGACAAGAACCAGCUCAAGAAGAAAUCCCGGAUCUGUCAGUUCGAAACGGUCAAACACUGCAGCUCCAAGUCCUUGCUUCUCAUGUGCGCGUUGGCGAAUUAACAUCUCCUCGUACUGACUCGGCGCUCGUCGCAUGUUGCAGGUCCACAAUCUCGAACCAAUCCACAAUUCUUAAAGAAAUAAACACCGAUCUGGACGCUUUAAAAUAUCAGCUCUUGCAAGAAACGGAUUGGGCAACUACAUCGGCUGCACGCCCGCUAGAGAUUACCUUCACGCCAGUUGAAGACAUCGAGCGGUUUGGGAAACGUCGAAGACUAAACGACGCAGACCGAAAGCGACUAUCGACUGAUUUAAAAAGCCACAUUCCUUUGGCGUUUUCAACCUCAAACUGCAAGGCCCGAGGUAUUUUACCCUAUGACAAUCCUCGCCCUCAGCAGGUCCAGAUUCCAACACACGGAGAAGGUACUACGAUGGAGUCCAAUAACACCCGAGAUGCGUCGACGAACAAAACCUCAUCUCAUUCAAUGCUUCUGCAGCAAGAUGAGGCUACGGUACCUCGAACCCCAUUGGCCAAACCCCCAGCAGAUUGGACUCCUUCCGGUAAGCCCGUCCUGAACAGAAGAUUCUGCAUCAAUCCCCGGCGUCAAAACCAAGUCAACUCCAGCCAAGUGGUUCUAUCGGCUCCUGUUUCCACAGGAUCACCAGUACCAAGGCGAUGGGGCUCUACUAUUGAUAAUCAAGUGCUUACCAACGAGAUAUGGUUUAACUCAAAAUCACCUUCUGACCAAUGGCAACCCCAUGAAACCCCUCGUAGACCCAGAGAGACAGUGUCUCCAUCACCCACUCUGAUUGUUACCGACAUGUUGUCUCCCCGUGAGACACCUACCUGGUUCUCGCAGCGGCUUCCCCGGCCAUCAAGGACUAACUAUGCUCCAAAUUCUCACCUGCAACGUCCUGGCGUAAUUCAUCUUCAAGAACCAAGCUCUCGUGUGGACUCCCGGUUUAAUUUGUCAAAUUCACUUCUGAGCAGCAUGGAUCCGUAUAUCUCAGCGACGGUCAAGAUCUUCGGGCAAGCCGUUUACGCACGCGAUCCCCAGGAUAAAUAG